Molecule: messenger RNA, 3438 nt
Organism: Abrus precatorius (Indian licorice)
Lineage: Eukaryota; Viridiplantae; Streptophyta; Magnoliopsida; Fabales; Fabaceae
Product: disease resistance protein RPM1-like
Exons: 2
Coding region: 439-3060 (873 amino acids)
Biological process (GO): defense response to other organism
Molecular function (GO): ADP binding
Source: RefSeq, a predicted model, not a curated record
UUGCUAUGAGCCAUUUGUGACUCUGACUUAUGUACUCUGUAUUUGUUGUAAUUUUCUGAUUUAUCAGAGUUUCACUUUGCCAUAUGUAGCCGAGUAAUUUCCAUAUUUUAGUUUCUAUUAUUUAGCGUGUUUGGAGCUGAGUUAGUUGAAGUGGAUAUUUUGUGUGAUGCUUAAUUAGCCAAAGAUUGAGAUCAGAUUUUUGAAACUACUAUUUUGCUCUACCUGAAGAACUAUACAGAUGAGAAAUUAUUGAUUGUAAAAUGAUUUAUGAUUUGGGAAAUUCUAUUGGCAGUUACAAAAUUGAUGAAAGAUUUUAAGAGUAUCUACUCUGACUGGUUUUAUAUUUGAUUUUUAAGGUGUGUGUCUAUAUAUCCAUGAUGGUUGCAAAUCUAUCAGCAAGCUUAGGUUUGUAUCUUUGUUACAGGUUUAUUUCAUCAAAUGGCAGAAAUAGCAGUGAACCUUGUGAUUGACAAGUUGAUCCCUUUACUUAGAGAUGAAGUUAAUCUUCAGAGAGGAGUGCCAAACCAACUUGAGUCAGUGAAAGGCCAAUUACAAAUGAUUCGUGCUUACUUAAAGGAUGCAGAUGCAAAAGCGGAAAUGGGAAAAACCAACCACUCAUUGAAAGAGUGGAUCAUGCAAAUGAGACAAGUUUCAUAUCGUAUUGAAGAUGUGAUUGAUGAGUACUUGUUGCAAGUGCACAAUAAGCUUCAAGACAAUUGUGGGGUUGCUAGUGUCAUAUGUAAAAUUUGUGACUUGCUCAGAUCUGUCAUGUCCCGCCAAAAGAUUGCAUCACAGAUUGAUGAGAUCAGAGAAUCAAUAGAAAGACUCAGCAGAGAAAAGGAAACUUUUGGGUUCAAUCCGUCUGCUCUAGAAUCAAGGAGUGAUAUUACCACGCUGCAUUAUCUUCGACAGGGUGCCCUUUUCAUUGAGGAUGAUCAGCUUGUGGGGAUUGACCAUACCAAGCAUGUAUUAUGUAAUUGGCUGUUAGAAAAAGGUAGUCGCACUGUGAUCUCAGUGGUAGGCGAAGGUGGUCAUGGUAAAACAACUGUUGUGAACAAGGUAUUUAAUCAAAAGAAGGGGGAAGCAUCUUUUAAUUGCUAUGCUUGGAUCACUGUAUCUCGAUUGCUCAAGGGAGAGAAUCUAUUGAAGGAUCUGCUAAAGAGAUUUUAUGAGGAGGCUGGCGACAAAGGAUCAGUCAAUGAAAUUAGUGAAAUGGACAGAAACGCUCUGAUAAUAAACCUAAGAGAAUACUUACAAGGAAAGAGCUAUUUGAUUGUUUUUGAUGAUGUAUGGGAAGAAAGCUUUUGGGGAGAUGUAGAACAUGCAUUACCAAGAGACAAGGGUAUGAUAAUCAUCACCACAAGAGAUAGGAGAGUUGCUGAGUUUUGUGGAGGUCAUGGACCAAUUCAUACCUAUGACACGCAACCACUGAAUCAUGAGGAUGCUUGGAACCUUUUCUGUCUGAAGGCUUUCCGAGAAGAUUGUCCCAAAGAUUUGGAAGGAUUGUCAGAAGAGUUUGUUAAGAAGUGCAAUGGAGUGCCACUUGCAAUUGUGGCUAUUGCUAGUCUCCUCUCAACCAAAAAUAAAAAUGUCUUAGAAUGGAAAAGGGUAUAUGAUAGCCUACGCUCAAAACUUUCAAGUGAUCCCCAUCUUAGCUGCGUCCAUCAGGUUCUGUCUGAAAGUUACCAAGAUCUUAGUUACCACCUCAAGUCAUGCCUCUUAUACUUUGGCCUUUUCCCUGAGGAUUACUCGAUCAGCUGUGUGAGGCUCAUUAAUUUGUGGAUAGCAGAGGGUUUUGUAGAGAACAAAGAGAAUGAUGGUCAAACACUUGAGGAAGUAGCGGAAGAAUACUUAAAUGAGCUUAUUGCUAGGAGCUUGGUUAAAGUGGUUGAAGUGUUCCCGUAUGGCCGGGUUAGACGUUGUAGGGUCCAUGACUUGAUGCAUGAUUUUAUUCUCAGAAAGUGUGAGGAGCUGAACUUUUGUCAAGUGAAGAAAAGUAAGAGACUCGUGUUGCAUGAGUGGACUCGGCGCUUGUCAAUUGACGAAUGUGUUGACGAUGAUCCUGUGAAGAAAAGUGUUGCAAACUAUGGGCUAAUACGGUCUUGUUUUCUUUUUGGGAUUGAUCGAUACACACCAACUUCUGUGUUCGAAUCAUUGUUCUCAAGGUUUAAGCUCUUGGCAAGAUUAGACUGUGAAGAUGCACCUCUUGAUUAUCUUCCUAAAGCAGUUGGAGACUUAUUCCAUUUGAAAUAUUUGAGUUUAAGGUCAACCCGCAUCCGCUCGAUUCCCAAGUUCAUUGGUAAGUUGCAGAAUCUUGAGACCCUGGACUUAAAAUAUACUGGGGUGCGUGAAUUGCCAUGUGAGAUUGAAAGACUUGCUAAGUUGCGUCAUCUUUUGGCAUAUGAAUUUGGUGUCGGUGUGAAAUUGAAGGUAGGAAUUGGACAUUUAAGUUCACUGCAGAAGUUAAGAAUGGUUGAAGCAAGUAAUAAUGGGGAUGUGAUUAUGAAAGAACUAAAGAAUCUGAAGCAGAUAAGGGAUUUGGGCAUCUUUAAUAUAAAUAGAAAAGAUGGGACAUUAUUAUGCAAUGCUAUAGAGUGCAUGACUUGUUUGAGGUCAUUAUCAAUUAAAGCAGCAGAAGAAGAAGUUAUUGAGUUGGAGUCAUUGAGAGUCUCUCCUGAGAGUCUCCAACGCCUUUACUUAGAUGGGCGUUUGGAAAAGUUGCCACAUUGGGUUCACAAACUUAAAAGUCUUGUGAAGCUGCGCUUGGAUGGAUCACAAUUAACAGAAGAUCCACUGCCUCUUAUAAAAGAGUUGUCAGCACUGGUAGAGCUCCAACUUUAUGAAUCAUAUGAAGGCAACGUGUUGUGUUUCAAAGAGGGAUGGUUUAUGAAUCUGAAGGUUUUGAGAGUUGAGCUUUCCACUUUGAUAACAUUAAAAAUAGAAGGAGGAGGAAUGCCUUACCUUCAAUUGUUGCAAAUACAUCGACGCCCUGAAAUGCUGCAGGUGCCAACUCAUGUUCAACCAGUAAUCAAAUACGGACACUAUGACCUGAGUGAGUAAAUUGAUUGUUUGAGCUUAUUUUUAAAUUAAUUGAUAUUUUAAAUUGUAUAUUUAGUUUCUAUAAUUAAUUUUUGUUUAUAAAUUAAUUUUUGUGUUUAAUAAAAAGCUAUAUUUUAAUUUUUACACGUAAGUUUUUUAUACUUCACUUCCAAUCGUUUACGAUUUAAUCUUCAAUGAUAUGUCACUGUUAAAGAUAUAUAUCAUUGCAGAUUUGUUACAUCAAAUGGGCCUAUGGCCCAAAAUGCCUUAUAGACUUGUAUUGAUGAUGGGCCAAUUUAUAGAUUUUGUUCAGAUUAUAUAUUUUUUACAAUAAAAAAAACCAUCUAUAAAAACUUAUCGAUCUAAAAAAGAAUUUCUCUUAAUAAAUGCUAACAUGGU